Messenger RNA from Plodia interpunctella (Indianmeal moth), 3047 nucleotides. It is a transcript of the gene Epp, whose product is annotated as Ecdysteroid phosphate phosphatase. The transcript is spliced from 14 exons. The record is from RefSeq and is a predicted model, not a curated record. NCBI's taxonomy places the organism in Eukaryota, Metazoa, Arthropoda, Insecta, Lepidoptera, Pyralidae. Bases 80 to 2218 code for a protein of 712 amino acids. Gene Ontology annotation, molecular function: protein binding.
CCAGCAACAACUUGUCAAAUUGUUUUAAAUCAAAUAUGUUGUUUUCUUGUCUAGAUGAAAAUGAGGAAUUAUUGGCUGAAUGAAGACAGGUAUACGUGAUUUACUUCUUCAGGUAUUUAAAAUGCCAAAUAUUCCACCACGAAAAGUUUCUUCGUUACCUAAAGCAUCAAAACAAGAUGCAUCUCCAUUGCAAAUAUUACUACAAAUGGGAUUUCCAAGACACCGGGCAUUGAAAGCUUUAGCGGCAACUGGGAACCGCAGUGUACAGCUAGCCUCAGAUUGGUUGCUGACUCAUGUAAAUGAUGCCUCUAUUGACAAUGAAGAACCAAGGGAGUACAUCUUCUAUGCAAGCCCUUCUGGGCCUUUAUUAGCCCAAUUGUUAGACUUCUGGGAAAAGUCUAAAACAAACACAGGUUGGAAUGGAGCUCACAACUUUCCACCUCACAUAACUUUGGUUUCAUUUUUCAAGGCUCCUGAUGAAACAUCAUUACAAUUAGCAAAGGCAGUGAAGCAUGUAGUGGAGACUGUGGGCGACCCUCCCGCCUGUCCCCUAAAGCUGGAGCCGUACAUGUCACAAAACUUCAUGGGGCUCUUUGUGUCUGAGGAGCAUGCAGAUUAUUUGAAAAGAAUUGCUGUGCAGUAUGUGAAGCAAGUGUCUUCGGCAUUGGGGGUUAUGGUGGAUACUUAUGAGCACUUGGAUGCAUUGGGCACAUGUUUUCCCUGGUGUACUGUACCGCAAGAAAAACCUAUUAAAUCGAUAAACCUAGAAGCCCACGUGAAGUCGCUGCACAUCACGCUGGCGUACCACUUCGAGGUGGCGGCCUACGACCAGCUGAAGGCGCUGGUGGACGGACUGCAGCCGCUGGCGCAGAGCAGCUGGCAGCUCCGCCUCUACUCCCGGGACCCCAGGUUUAACAACCACCAGGUCCACAAAGUGACUCAAGGUUACUCGCCCAAGGCCAGCGAUGAACUUGAACUUGUACUGGGAGACAUUAUCUACAUAGAGGAGAAGGAGUUUGACAGUUCUCCCGACGGCUGGGUGUACGGGACUUCUUGGCUUACAGGUGUGAGCGGCUACCUCCCAGCAGUGUUCACGCGACGCACCGCGGAGUCAGACGCUUGGACUCUGCACAGGGCCAUCUCCCUUGGAAACACUAACAGUAUUGAUAGCAAGUCGGAGUCAGAUUCGACCGACGUGGAGAUGUCGGGCGCGUACCCCCACGAGGACGCGGCUCAGCUGGGCCACGAGAAAUCUGAGGAGACGUACAAGGAGUGGGCCGCGUACUGGGAGGCGGCCAUUGCGCGUAAGAACCAGGACAUACUGACGGAGUCUGAUUCAGCAGACAGCAGCAAGGCGACCAAAGGAAAUGGAGACACGGCAGCUUCUGGUAACGACACAAGUACCGGCGACAAGUCCGGCCGCCGCUGGUAUUUCGCGAUGCGGCACGGCGAGCGGGUGGACCUCACCUACGGGCAGUGGGUUCCGUUCUGUUUCGACGAAAACGAUACGUACGUGCGCAAGGACCUUAAUAUGCCGCUCGCUCUUGGAAAAAGGGCGGGUGGUCGAGACUCAUAUUCAAAAGAUUCCCCGCUGACGCGCAUCGGGCGCUACCAGGCGUACCUAGUGGGCGAAGGCCUGCGGCUGGCCGGAGUCCCCGUGAAGCACGUGUACGCGUCCGCUGCGUUACGCUGCGUCGAGACCGCGCACGAGGUCCUGCAAGGGUUACAAGACCCAUCUGUGAAGAUCCGUGUAGAGCCUGGUCUGUUCGAGUACAAGGUGUGGCACGCUGCCAAGGGACUCGCGCCCUUCAUGACCAACGAGGAGCUGCACAAAGCGGGCUAUCAGGUUGAUGUCGAUUACAAACCGUACGUAGACCUGGCUAUAGACACGACAGAGACGGUGGAAGACUUCUAUGACAGACACGAGAAGGUCAUACAUUCUGUCGUCAAAGAUACCGAAGCUGUAGGUGGGAACGUGAUGUUCGUGGGCCACGCGGCGACGCUAGACAUGUCCGUGUUCGCGCUGAAGCGCCUGUCGCCGAGCGCAGGCGCCACUAGAGCCGCGUACCAGCUGAGCUCGCAGCUGCUGCGCGUGCCGUACGCGGCGCUGGCGGCCGUGCGCGACCGGCCCUGGCAGCUGGUGAGUCCGCCCUGCCCGCCCUCCAUCAACUCCAGCUCCGGCCGCUUCGACUGGAAGAUACUGCUCGACGCCCAGUAAACGCUGCGCUUGUGCGCCAUUAGUGUAUCGGGACUGACCGAAAUCUUUUUUCCUUCCAAAAUAAUGCUUCAGAAAGCUGCAAUUCGAUGCCCGGUUGAGAUAUUGCCGGCUACACUUGCAGCUCGACAGUGAUCUGAGUAAUCCAAAAUAUGUGACUUUGUUUAAAUGAACGACUAUAAAACAAGAAAACCAUUUAAUUUUUCGACAGCAUUAUAAAAAACCAAUCGAUCGCAAAUAUUUUCAGAAUCAAAUCAAAAUUUAUUAAUGCGAGUACUUAUUUUAUUCCAUUCACUCUCUGGCUUCAACGAAUAAUUUUAUGCUAAAAAUAAAUUUACACUGUACGAAUCAGAUUAUCAUGGGAAUACAUUACUUUUUGGCACACGUCUUACUUUGUAUUUUCUAUUGAUCAAUUCUAUCACCAUGAUUUAUUGUAUUAUUGAAGUGUGAUAGAUGAGUGUGAUAUUUGUUUAGAUAAGGACUACCUAAUUAGUUAAGUUAUCAAUGCACCGUACAUAUGCUUAAUUUUAAAAUAAUAAGAGGCUCCGAUAAGACUUAACGAUUAAUAUAUUUCCUGUGUACGUAAACAUUAUCAGACGUUUCAGAAUGAUUCAAUACCAUAUCUGUGAUUCACUUUCCUUCUUAUCUUGUGUAUUCAUGAUAACACUGGUGUAAAAUUAUAUUCAAAUCUCCUAAAAGCAUCUGACAGGACUUACCUACCGCCAUCCAGUAGCAAGUAGUCGCAUUAACACUAGUUCAUUCUGAUACAUAUAUUGUAAAUAGUAAAUGAUGCAGCAGGCUGCAUCGUAGCAAAUAAGCUAGGUUUGAAAUG